Molecule: messenger RNA, 690 nt
Organism: Phytophthora nicotianae INRA-310
Lineage: Eukaryota; Oomycota; Peronosporomycetes; Peronosporales; Peronosporaceae
Exons: 1
Coding region: 1-690 (229 amino acids)
Source: RefSeq, a predicted model, not a curated record
AUGGAGUCUCCUCUCGAUAUUUACGAAGAAAUUGGAUCGGCUGGGCGUGAAAAGAGGACUGCGCUCUGGGUGAAGGAACAACGCCUGACGUCAGUAUGGUGCCCCGAGGAUUCCAUUAGUAUUGACCUCCGUUCCCUUGAAGCGAUUGAUAACUACAAGCGCAUCGAGGAACGAAUCGCCAAGGAUAAAGGACAGGACUUGAGUAUUGUGCUAAAUGCCAUCACGAGUGUGAUGUCUUCUAAAGGUGAUCCGAGAUUUAUUGUAUUGGAGAACUCUUCGGGCACAGGCAAGACGCAGAUGGCGUUCAAUUUGCAAACGAGCGGCUCAUGUGACGUAUUUUAUUUGCCGUGCGCCAAGGCUGGAGACGAUGCCCAAUUAGUUUAUAAAGCGUUCAGUAAGCGAACGGUAGCUUUCUUGGGUUGCAUCAACGAAGCUGCGGAGAAGUUGAACGAAGGAUCUGUGGCUGAAUUUUACGGUGCCAAGGAGCUGCGGCUGUACGCCUUUAUUGUCGCUGCGCUCAGAGGUGACGAGAGCUUUCGCGGCCCAGCCACGCGUUUGGAAGUGGAACAAGCAUUUCGGGAAAAAAAAAAAUCAAGCCCUUCGUUUUUUUCCUCGAUGAAUUUGCUCGCCUUGGGUCAUCCUAUGCUGGUGAUGAACGGAAGAUCGUCGAAAAAAGAUUGCGUUUGGUGA